AUGCGCUCUUCGCUUGAGGGUCACGCGAAACCGCAUUACACGUUUCUCUCCUCCACCAAACUGAGAAAAACAACAGCAGCGCUCCGUCACGCGUGGGAGCCAACUACUCCGGGAUUACUUUCAUCAUCCCCACGGCGGAGGGACACAGCGGUGGGAUGGGUUGUGAAGUGUCCAAGAUGGCGGCGCCCUGUGGAGUGGAGCCACUAUAACAGUGGUGCCUGCAGACUGUAG
Molecule: messenger RNA, 231 nt
Organism: Knipowitschia caucasica
Lineage: Eukaryota; Metazoa; Chordata; Actinopteri; Gobiiformes; Gobiidae
Source: the annotation of a GenBank genome assembly